Molecule: messenger RNA, 1051 nt
Organism: Drosophila persimilis
Lineage: Eukaryota; Metazoa; Arthropoda; Insecta; Diptera; Drosophilidae
Exons: 3
Coding region: 97-882 (261 amino acids)
Source: RefSeq, a predicted model, not a curated record
CUGAAGUUCGCUAAAAUUAUAGUUGGCAAAGUGAUCCACAUCCCACUGAAAACAAACAAGUAGCAUUUAAUCAAGAAAACGAAAUAUACAAUAAAAAUGGAGUCAAUUAACUUCAACGACUUCUCGCCGAAAGAGCGCUAUGAGAUAAUAAGAGCAUUCCUAAUCAAAAUGCGCAAAGCCAACUCGAUGCCAAGCGCGCAUCGCUUCUUCGAACAUUACCUUCGGACAUUCUACAAGUUUCCCGAUAUAGUGGUCAGCGAUAUUGCCUACUGCCAGCGGGCCAUGAAGACGUAUCUGGUGAUGCACCAGACAAUUUCACGCGUUUUCGACGAGCAAAAGGACGCCGAUCCCGUCAUCAAGAACACCUACUUGCACGAAAUUGAGGACAUACUGUGCGAGAUUAAUGCCGAGUGCCAGUAUAUGCUGAUGCGCCUUCAGGACGACAUAAAUCGCUUCUGUUUGGCAUUUGCCGAGCAUGAUCUGAAACCCAACGAUCAAGUGGUAAACGAUAUUAUCAGUGGGGCUAUCGUGCCGCUCGUGGUGGCUGAAAAGCUGGCGAUCACGCCGCAAUAUGUCGGGAAGCGACCGACAGUGGAGGCUCUGAUGCAGAAGUACUUCAUCGACACUACAAUGUCUACCCCAAAAUUGCCGCUGCAUGCCUACACGACCACAGUGGUUAAGGAGAGCCGCCUCAACCUACAGGCAGCGUUGGCCCGCGCGCGCAUCCCCCAGAUCGAGAAGAGCGCCGUCAAACAAGAGGGUCCAAAGGAAGAGUUUAUGCAGUCCGUCGGACUCAUCACCCACAUGGAGAGUCAACGCAUCAGACUGUCGCAAGUAGUUAAGAAAUCGAAACGCCCCUUAUUGCCGCCAAAACAGCAAUGAGAACCACAAAUUAUGUUCUCUAUUCGAAUGCUUGUUUCCAAAACAAAUCGCUGUAUAGAAUUACGUUUUAAUUUUAAAUGACGAAAAUACUCGGGAAGGUAUUUUUUUUUUAUUAUUUUUAUUGGUUUGUUAAGAAACCAUUUCCUUUAUUUGCGCCUCUGGCAGCUCA